UACGGGGAAGGCAGGGUCCUUUCUUGGGGCCGUCGCGCGGGUAGCGGCUGUGAGUAGCCGGACACAGGGCGCAAUGUACUACAAGUUUAGUGGCUUCACGCAGAAAUUGGUGGGAGCAGGGGCUUCCGAUGCCUAUAACCCGCAGGGAUUAAAGCCUUUGGUUUCCACAGAAUCACCGCCUAUCAUAUUUGCCACACCAACGAAACUGACCUCGGAUUACACUGCAUAUGACUAUGCUGGGAAAAACAAAGUUCCAGAACUGCAGAAGUUUUUCCAGAAAUCCGACGGUGUGCCCAUCCACCUGAAACGGGGCCUGCCUGACCAGAUGCUCUACCGGACCACCAUGGCGCUGACGCUGGGGGGGACCAUCUACUGCCUCAUUGCCCUCUACAUGGCUUCACAGCCCAGGAACAAAUGAGCCAGGCUGCAGAGGGCUGGGUUUUGGCUUAAACCCUUUGAAUUUUUAUUGUUUCUGUAAAAAAAAUUUUUUUUUUACUUGAAUGACCUUAACAUUUUGCAAGAAAAAGAAUAGAAUGGUAAUAAAACAAUACUUGGUUUGUUUAUGAAAUGCACAUGGCCUGUGAGAGCUCAUUCAGCAGUUAAAACUGUCGUUCAGAGAAAUGCUGCCACUCUUUGAGUCUGCGCCCUCGGGUUCCGCGGAGGUGCCCGCAGAGGCUGCGAGUGGGCUCGCUCACGGCAGCCUUUGUGAGCAUGCGGUGCAGGAGCCUCUGGUUCGAAUGUGUCUGAGGAAGGAAGACAAAAGCCAAGGCCAGGUGCAUGAAACAAGGGGCUUGAAUUUAUAGUUACCUUGGGGCUUUUCCCAUCUUGCCGUAAAACGUUACCAGAAAUUAUUUACAGCGUGCUUCUAUUCAUUGGGCAGUUUGUUUCAAAGGGUUACUUGCCUCAUCUCAGAUCUUUAGUGAAUUUUAUGUGUCAUUAUUAUGUAUUUAUUCCACCGUGGGAACAGAACACCUGCUUAGUGUUGCGUUGUCGGCCGAUGUUUUAUUAAUGAAGCUGUGACACGAAGUCUCCUUUUUAAAAAUGUUGUGACUUUUUGAAAUUAUGAUUUAUUUUGAUUGUGGAAUAAAUACAUGAAUGAAAAAUUUCAA
Artibeus jamaicensis (Jamaican fruit-eating bat) is the source of this 1109-nucleotide messenger RNA. RefSeq names its product cytochrome c oxidase subunit 7A-related protein, mitochondrial (gene COX7A2L). The transcript is spliced from 3 exons. Bases 74 to 418 code for a protein of 114 amino acids. The record is from RefSeq and is a predicted model, not a curated record. NCBI's taxonomy places the organism in Eukaryota, Metazoa, Chordata, Mammalia, Chiroptera, Phyllostomidae. Gene Ontology annotation, biological process: mitochondrial respirasome assembly; regulation of oxidative phosphorylation; mitochondrial electron transport, cytochrome c to oxygen.